UUCUCCGCCUAUUUCGUCCUAAAUACUGAAGCCCCAUUUCUCCUUUCCCUCUCUCUUCCUCUUCCAUUCUUUCCUUUUUUAACUCAUUUUUAUACAGAGAAUGUUUCUACACUUACCAAAUAUCCAUAUAUAGGUGACAACAUACAUAUACAUUAAAAAAUGGUGUUUUCUCGUGAUCUAUGAACAGAUAUAAUUGGAUCUACUGGAAAGAGAGAGCUCGAAGUUUCUCUUUUUAUUGAAAUUUCUCUGAAAAUUGAAAUUUUUUAUUGAGAAAGUUAUCCAGGCAUUUGGAAGAAUUUGGCUCCAAAAGUGACUUUUUCUUUGCUAUAAAAGGAAGAGAAAGCUUCAUAGAUUUUAUAAACUUUGGGAUUUAGCUUUAUAACAAAUGGCGGUCUUUUGACCAGAAUGAAUCCUCAGGCUUUCAUUAGGCUCUCAAUAGGGUCACUAGGGUUGAGAGUGCGUGGGGCAGCUACUGGUGCAAAAUCAGGGAUAAGUGCGCUAUCUUCUCCUUGUGUAUGUGAGAUCCGUCUUCGAGGUUUUCCUGUGCAGACAACAUCUAUUCCCCUGGUAUCUUCUCCUGAAGCUACUCCAGAUACUAACAAUACAGCUUCCAGUUUUUAUCUUCAAGAAUCUGAUCUGAAAGCAUUACUAGAACCUGGCUGUUUAUUAAAGCAUCACGCAUGUCUAGAGAUUGUUGUUUUCACAGGACGCAAAGGAACUCACUGUGGUGUUGGUAUUAAGAGGCAGCAGAUUGGGACAUUUAAGUUGGAAGUGGGUCCUGAGUGGGGUGACGGAAAGCCAGUCAUUCUGUUCAAUGGAUGGAUAGGCAUUGGCAAGAACAAGCGGCUAAAUAGAAACCUUGGAGCAGAGCUUCAUUUAAGAGUGAAGCUGGACCCUGAUCCAAGAUACAUUUUCCAGUUUGAAGAUAAGACAAAACUAAGUCCUCAAAUUGUUCAGCUUCAAGGAACUAUCAAGCAACCUAUAUUUAGUUGCAAGUUUAGUCAAGACCGGGUAUCCCCACGAGAUCCGUUGAGUAAUUUUUGGUCAAGCUCUAGUGAUAGCUCUGAGCUUGACAUUGAUAAAAGAGAGAGGAAAGGAUGGAAGGUGAAGAUUCAUGAUCUCUCUGGCUCGGCUGUUGCAGCAGCCUUCAUAACAACUCCUUUUGUGCCAUCAACAGGUUGUGAUUGGGUGGCCAGAUCCAACCCAGGAGCUUGGUUGAUUGUUCGCUCUGAUGUUUGCAGGCCUGAAAGCUGGCAGCCAUGGGGAAAGCUUGAAGCAUGGCGUGAACGUGGGAUCAGAGACUCCAUCUGCUGUCGCUUUCAUCUGCUAUCUGAUGAGCAGGAAUGCGCGGAUCAUCUCAUGUCCGAGAUCUUGAUCAGUGCUGAAAAGGGUGGGGAGUUCUACAUAGACACGGACAGACAGGUUCGAGCAGCAUCAAGUCCAUUGCAUAGUCCAAGAGGCAGUGGAGAUUUCACGGCACUUAGUCCUGUAGUAGGCGGGUUUGUCAUGAGCUGUCGGGUGCAAGGGGAAGGGAAAUGCAGCAAGCCCCUCGUGCAACUUGCCAUGCGACAUGUGACCUGUGUGGAGGAUGUUGCCAUUUUCAUGGCUCUUGCAGCUGCAGUUGAUCUGAGCAUCGAAGCAUGCAGGCCUUUUCGCAGAAAGCUCCGAAGACGUGCUAGCCAUUCCUGGUGAUAUGAUAUAAGUAUAUAGAUGUUUAUAUAUGUGAUACUGAUUUCCUUUUCAUGAAGCAAGCCAAAGUACCUGUAUCUCUCCUAAUUGUUGUAACAACUUGACUUGCUGUACAGAUUAAGCUUGAUCUAUACUCCUUACUUUCUUCGCUCA
Messenger RNA from Nicotiana attenuata, 1842 nucleotides. RefSeq lists its product as uncharacterized. Bases 406 to 1692 code for a protein of 428 amino acids. The record is from RefSeq and is a predicted model, not a curated record. Lineage: Eukaryota; Viridiplantae; Streptophyta; Magnoliopsida; Solanales; Solanaceae. The transcript has 3 exons.